This is a messenger RNA of Hydatigera taeniaeformis, 1728 nucleotides long. The record is from the annotation of a GenBank genome assembly. Lineage: Eukaryota; Metazoa; Platyhelminthes; Cestoda; Cyclophyllidea; Taeniidae.
AUGCUAAACAGUCCUGCGCUCAAUCAUGCUAAAGUAUUACUGCACCUUAAGUGGUUCAUAAACCGUUUAGCGAAAUCUUUUGAACAUAAGCUACAAACCUCUGGUACUCUCGGUCUUCAUCCAUCGUCGGAAAGACAUAUCUCAAAUUCUCCUCUUGCAUCUCAGAGUAACCUUCGAUCGUUAAACUCACCAGGGAGGUCACCCAUCGCUGCAAAAUCAUUAGCCGGAAAUCUUAAGAAUAGAAGCCUCAGCACAGACGGCGAUCGGCUAUCCUUAAGCGGUAAAACUCCGGACUUUGAAUGUGGUGUGCAUCGACGGAGCAAAAUGCUCCCAAGAUUGGUUAAUCAAAACCGUUCCCCAAAAGUACGUUCCUUAACCAAUUCCCCUUUCAUGAUGCGCAUCUCAUUGACUCGCAUUUUGUCAGGUAAACGGAUUCCACUAUCAGAAUGUUCUGAGUCAAAUUCGGACUUGGGAGAGGGAUCUCAGUCGGAGUUUCCUCAGCUGCAUUUCCCCGAUUUUUCAGAUGAGUCUUUGUCUGGGUUGGAUGUAAAAGAUCUUCCCUUUUCCCCAUUUCACGACAUUGAACAAUUUCGAAUUUUAUUAAUCCUUAGAAGCACCACUGAGUCUGAGCGUAGGAUCAGCAUUUCAAGAUUUGCCCAGCACUUGUGUGUUGUUUAUGAGUAUCAGAUAGGAUUUCUUCAAGGGUUGAAAGCGGUUCAUAGUGCUGCAGACUACGUUGCAGACGUCCUUAUACGAUCAAUCCGAACCGGACGCAUAUCUUCCCUCUCGCCAAACGAGCUUACACUGCAGCUUCUUUAUGAUACUAGCUGUAAGCCGUCCUCUCAAACAAAAUGUAUUAAAACCUCACCCAUGACUGGCACUGGUGAGCAGCUUUCUUGGCGACUUGGCGAAAUUUGGACCCGACCUGGACUUCGACAUAACGAAGUAGGUGGUGAAAAUUGUCAUAACUUGAAUAUUGUGACACAUUUCUUGGCACCAUGUUCUGCUGAAUUGGAAAUCAAGCGCCCUGAUAUCUACGGCUACCGCAAUCUUAUUGUUCUCCCCAAUGCAGAGCCGUCUACCUUUUUUCCAGAUGGUGUGUAUGAAAACACGAAUUUGAAUGACGCCACUAUCUUCGCGAAUGGUAAUAGUGAAAUAGGAGUCAGGCCUGUUUUUUACGACAUUUUCUUACCCGAUGAAGAAACAAUUGCUGUAAGUAACAUAAGAACUGGUUCUCGAGUGCGCUCGCCUCUUUCGAAAGUUCAAAAAAUAGAGCAAUCGCCAAGUUCUUUGGUUCAACGAAGAGAUGUCGCUAAACGUCAGCAAAGUAUAAAAUCCAAAUCACCACUCCUUAGCACAUCUGUGAAUCUUAGGCAGCAUCUUCACAGAGCUUAUCGGCCUGUUUUCUUCGUAAUUUAUGAGCGACCGAGUGUGAUUGAUCAUCUAACUGAGUGUGAGUCAUUUGCAGCUUUUUGCAAACGUCAAAAUAUUUGUCCGGUGAUGUUUCUCAACCAAGAAACUGACUUGUUUGAGGGACGCACCUGUGCAAAUUUAUUCCAAAACUUUGAUAUUUUUUGUCUCACUACGAAUGGUUACUUGUCAAAAACUUUAUCUGAUGGGCCCUCUGAUCGCUCAACCACCCAAAAAUCAACUCGGGAAGAAAAUCGUUUGCGUCGGACUGCUGAUGUGUGCCUUGGUGGGAUUGAUAAUCCUGGCUUUGUUUCAUAA